Messenger RNA from Humulus lupulus (European hop), 1642 nucleotides. RefSeq lists its product as uncharacterized. Gene Ontology annotation, molecular function: catalytic activity. The record is from RefSeq and is a predicted model, not a curated record. The transcript has 6 exons. Gene Ontology annotation, cellular component: chloroplast envelope. Lineage: Eukaryota; Viridiplantae; Streptophyta; Magnoliopsida; Rosales; Cannabaceae. Bases 1 to 1479 code for a protein of 492 amino acids.
AUGAGGAACAUUGCCAUGGAGUUGGGGGUGUUACCCCACUUGGUCCACUCUGUCCCUGUUGAGUCUUCCAACUUCAAGGUUAAAAUCAAGUUUUCAAGCACAAGCUUUCCCUCAAAGUUCAUUAACCCAGAUAAGAAAAGCCAAGUGGGUCUUCAAUCUUCUCGGGUUGUUUUUGCUUCUGCUUCUUCUGUUAGUGGCUCCAGUGCUGAUUACUCUGAUUCCACUGGGCAAUUGUUGGGUGGGAAGACAAAACAGAAGGUGAAGACUAUAGGUGGAAUAGAUCAAGAUGAACUGGUCGACCCUUCUCAUAUAGCUGAUCCAGAUAGUUGUUUUUGUGAGUUUAAAGGAGUACAGAUACACCACAAGAUAUGUGAACCUGAAUCUGUGUCAGAUAAGUCGUUGCAGAGUCAAAAUCUGUCUCAACCUAUCAAGAAGAUUGGUCUUCCUAUGAUUUUACUACAUGGGUUUGGAGCCUCUGUGUUCUCGUGGAACAGAGUCAUGAAGACAUUGGCAGAUUUCACUGGCUCCAAAGUUCUUGCCUUUGAUAGACCAGCCUUCGGUUUGACAUCAAGGCUAAACUUUUGGGAGCAAUCAGCUUCUGGCAAUGCCGAUACAAAACCUUUGAAUCCAUACUCCAUGGCGUUUUCGGUGCUUGCUACUUUGUACUUCAUUGGCUUUUUAGGAGCUGAGAAAGCAAUCAUUGUUGGGCAUUCAGCUGGUUCUCUUGUAGCAGUUAAUUCAUAUUUUGAAGCACCAGAACGUGUUGCAGCUCUGAUCCUUGUUGCUCCAGCGAUCUUGGCUCCUCUUACUGUGCCAAAAGUUGAAAAGGGAAACCAAAUGAGAGAAAAGAACAAGAAGGAAGCAAACUCAAACAGCAGUAGUCAAGGGAAUCCAUUUAUCCAUCUUCGUAAUAUAUUCUCCAAUGUCACUAAGAUUGUUUUGCAGGCAAUGAUGAGAGUAGUGAAGGGAAUGGCAGAUAUGCUCAACUCUGUAUAUAAGAAAUUUUUGUCAGCUAUUCUGCGCUCUGCUUUUGGUGUGAUGUUGAUAAGAGUGAUAAUAGACAAAUUUGGUCGGGCUGCUGUUAAGAAUUCAUGGUAUGACCCAAAGAAAGUCACUGAAGACGUCCUUAAUGGUUAUACAAAGCCAUUAAGGAUUAAGGGCUGGGACAAGGCACUAGUGGAGUUCACUGCAGCAAUGCUUACUGAUACUGAACCUGAACUAAAACCACCACUUACAGAAAGACUCCGUGAAAUCUCAUGUCCUGUUCUGAUUCUUACGGGUGACAACGACCGACUUGUCCCCUCAUGGAAUGCUGAGAGACUCUCAAGAGCGAUACCCGGUUCCUACUUUGAAGUAAUCAAGCACUGCGGCCACUUGCCCCAAGAAGAAAAAGUGGAUGAGUUUGUAUCAAUAGUUCAGAAAUUUCUGCAAAGAGCUUUUGGUAAUAUUGAUUCUCUUGAGGGGGCAGCAGUAUUGUGAGCCUUAAAGUCUUCUAUUUGUCUUUCUUAUCCAACCACAUUGUACUGUAUUCAAAAUCAAAAGCAGGCUCGAAGGCCUUUAAAGAAAAGAACUUCUGGAAUCAUACCAUUGUAAUUGUUUCUCAUUCGCGAUCAUGUAAUAUAACAGAAAGAAAUUGCAAUUU